AUGAGCGAGGCUGCCGACGCUGCCAUGAUUGAGGCUGCCGACGCCGACGGGCGGCUGCGCGACGACCCGCUGACGGACCGCCCCGUGGACGCGGCAGCGGCGGCAGAGCGAGAGAGAUCGGCGAAGGCGGCCAAGCUUGCUGCGCAGACCGCCAACGCGAUGGUCGCCGUGCGGGGGCAGCUCAAGUUGCGGGGACAGGCAGCGGACAAGGCCGCGCACGACGCCAACGCAGAGGCGGGAGCGCCGGUGAAAGCGUCGUCUAUGAUGGUCGAACGAGUGUUCACCGCCCGCCUCGACGGUCCGGACAGGUACAUGGUGGCUCGACGAAAGGAGCGAAAGACGGCCGCCGGGGCUGGCACUGCCGUCGAGGUGGUGGCGGGGUUGGAGAAGAUGGCGAACUCCGCCGUCACGAUGGUGCAGAGAGAAGGCGCCGACGGCAUCACGGUGACUGCGGAGCACAAGGCGCUGCUGGAUGACGUGGCGUUGGAGCAGGGUCGCAAGGCGAUCGUGGCGAGGGUGGCGUCAAAUUACCGCCAGCACACGGCGUGGCUGGCGUCUUUUGCGACGUUUGUGCAGUGCUUUUACCCGUGUGGAUGGCGGCACAACCCGCCGCUCGACGGAAGCGAGGGCGCAGGGACAGCUAUCGACACGCGGCUGGUGGCGCUAUACUUGGCGAUGGUGGCAAACAGGCUGGUGCCGUUGGGAGGGUUUGUGUGCGACCAUGUGGACGGGACAGCAUCGUUUGCAGCGAAGGGGAGGAAGGCGGCGCACACCAAGGGCGCGGAGGCAGGGGAGCGGUACUAUGGCAUGGCGUACGUGAAGACCUUCCUCGACAAUACCAAACAACUCUAA
Molecule: messenger RNA, 852 nt
Organism: Emiliania huxleyi CCMP1516
Lineage: Eukaryota; Haptophyta; Isochrysidales; Noelaerhabdaceae
Exons: 1
Coding region: 1-852 (283 amino acids)
Source: RefSeq, a predicted model, not a curated record